Labrus mixtus (cuckoo wrasse) is the source of this 4417-nucleotide messenger RNA. RefSeq names its product receptor-associated protein of the synapse, 43kD (gene rapsn). The record is from RefSeq and is a predicted model, not a curated record. Bases 405 to 1676 code for a protein of 423 amino acids. The transcript is spliced from 8 exons. Gene Ontology annotation, molecular function: acetylcholine receptor binding; protein-membrane adaptor activity. Gene Ontology annotation, cellular component: synapse. Gene Ontology annotation, biological process: chemical synaptic transmission. NCBI's taxonomy places the organism in Eukaryota, Metazoa, Chordata, Actinopteri, Labriformes, Labridae.
CUGGGGUGUGGAGGGAGUAGAUAUUCUGGGAUAUCUGUGCUAGCACUCUGCCGAGAAACGUGUUUCUUUGGCAUUUUUCAAGCGGAAAUCCAAGUGAGAAUUUUGGAGCACUUGUUGCUGACAGGGGAUCCUAACAGGGUUAUAUGUGGAAGUUAUUUCUUCUGGCUCUAGAGCUCUCCACGCAGUGACGGGUGAUAAUGGUCUUGGUGUAUCGCUGUUUGACUCGGGUGGAUCCAGUUUCCUCUCGGCCUCAGCACAGCCGGAGCUGAGAAAGCGGGAUCUGGUAGGCCGUCUGGCUCCGACCUCUCACAGGAUCAUCUUCACGGGAUCUUCUUUGGAGUUGUGCAGUGUACGGAAAGGAUCUACUUUCUUGCCGCCUCACUGAAAUUGCAUGGCCUAAACUAAUGAAUAUUUUUAUGAGGCGCCUUGCACCAGAGAUGGGCCAGGACCAAACCAAGCAGCAGAUAGAGAAGGGCCUAAGGUUGUACCAGUCCAAUCAGACGGACAAAGCUCUGAAUGUCUGGACAAAAGUGCUGGAGAAAACCUCGGAUCCCGGAGGGAAGUUUCGUGUGUUGGGGUGCCUGAUCACAGCUCACUCAGAAAUGGGAAAAUACAAAGAUAUGCUGAAGUAUGCCCUGGAUCAAAUCGACACAGCCAGAGAAAUGGAAGACCCGGACUAUCUGACAGAGGGAUACCUGAACUUAGCGCGCAGCAACGAGAAGCUCUGCGACUUCCAGAAAACAGUGUCCUACUGCAAGACCUGCUUGAACAUGCAGGGUACCACGGUCAGCCUGCAGCUCAACGGCCAGGUGUGUCUCAGCAUGGGGAACGCUUACCUGGGUCUCAGUGUCUUCCAGAAAGCUCUGGAGAGCUACGAGAAGGCCCUGCGCUACGCACACAACAACGACGACAAGAUGCUGGAGUGCAGAGUCUGCUGCAGUCUGGGGAACAUCUACAUUCAUCUUAAGGACUAUGAGAAGGCCCUGUUCUUCCCCUGCAAGGCAGCUGAGCUCGUCAAUGACUAUGGCAAAGGUUGGAGCCUCAAGUAUCGAGCCAUGAGCCAGUACCACAUGUCUGUAGCCUACAGGAAACUGGAGCGCCUGCCAGACGCCAUGGAGUGCUGUGAGGAAUCUAUGAAGAUUGCUCUGCAGCACGGUGACCGUCCUCUGCAGGCUCUGUGCCUACUGAACUUUGCAGACAUACACCGCUGCAGGCGAGACGUUGAUAAAUCAUUCCCACGGUAUGAGUCUGCGCUGGCAAUCAUGACUGAGAUCGGAAACCGUCUGGGACAAUCACAAGUCUACCUGGGAGUUGCAAAGUGUUGGCUUUUGCAGAAAGAAUUUGACAAGGCUCUCGAUUCCCUACAACGAGCACAGGAAUUGGCGGAUGGGAUGGGAAACAAGCUGUGCACGCUGAAGGUCCACUGCCUGAGUGAAGGGAUUCAUCGGAGCCGGGGUCAGCAGGAGGAGCUCAGAGAGCAGGUGGUGAAGUUCCUGCAGUGUGUGGAGGAGCUGGAGCUCUAUUGCGGCAUGUGUGGAGAGGCCAUCGGGGACAGGGACCAAAAGCUGCAGGCCUUACCCUGUUCCCACAUUUUCCAUCUCAAGUGUCUGCAGACAAACGGGACAAAGGGUUGUCCUAAAUGUUUCAAGUCCUCCAUUAAGCCUGGAUUCGUCUGAUUGUCAGUCUGUGUUUGUCAAUUUGGAUCUGCAGACACAGCGUGAAGCCUUCGCAGGCUGCUGACUGGUCUAAAAAUCAGCAGGCAGCCGAGGGAUGAGCUGAAGAUGUGUGAGGAAGAAUCCACUGCUCUGUGCAGAGGAUGCUGAACUGAAGCCAGAGUGUGUCAGAGUGCAGCUCUGAGGACUCUUUAAAGGCCUCCGUGUUUUGACGGACAUCAGUCUGAGAGUUACAGCUGACUGCGGCGGUAUAACUGACAGUGGUACAUUUCCAUAUAAGCUGAAGGAAAAAAAGGGCCUGCAUCGUCUCUGUUGACUCGCAGUUUAUGACAGAAUUAAAAAUCUGACGGAAAACGGACUGCCCAAAGGGAUUUUUGACUUGAGUUUUUAUUUGAAGCAUAGGAACUGUUCAGUCGAAUCAAGACAAAACAAUCUUUAAUCAUUGCAGUCAUAAGGCUUGUUAUUUAAUCUUUUACAACACUUCCACUUGUUCUGUAUUCAACAGUUUUCUGAUGUUUUUUUUUUUUUUUAUCAGAGCACAAAGCCAUGUCAAACAUCUAUACAUAUAUUUAUUACUGUAUUUAUGUAUUCAUGUACAUACUAUCUCAUGUUAUGUGUAUGCAAAGUUUGACUUACAUGAGGUGUUUUGUAAAAUCUAAAAACAAACUAAGGUCUCUUAAAUAUUCAGAACUAGUAUGUCUUUACAGAACAAGUAUACGCAGCUGUUUAUGUUUGUUUCUUUGUUUGUUUCUUUGUUUGUGUGCUGAUAAAGGAGCAGAAAUUACUUUUCCAUCCAUUUCUGGGAAUGUUUUACUCUUACGUCUGAUAACAAAUAAUAUUGUUGAGAAGGAAACUAUUGGGAAAGGAUCUACUUUGACCAAUUACACACUUGUCAAAUCAUUAUUUAUAGGGGGAUACUUACAGUUUGUUUUAACGUAGUGUUGUCUACAGAAGCCCUAAGCGGACAUGCAUCCAUCCAGACAUUUUAUUAGCUCUGUUUUCCCAGGAUGCCUUAUUUCUGGUUGUUUUCUUGAGAUCUAAAUGUAUGAACUCGUAUCUCCAGAGUUGCCAAAACACACACAAAAAAAAAACAGAAAUAGUCUAAGUUACCUCAUUAGUGUAGGCAUGAUGGAGUCUGACCUAUCACAGUGAUCGGCCUAUUGCUUAGUUUUCUGGAUCACCAGAAAAUGAUCCCAUUAUCCGGAGAAUGUUUUGUUUUCUUGAGAUACAAGAACAAGUCGAGAUCUCAAGAAAACAACUGGAAAUCACUUCAUACCGCAGGAAGACGGAGUCAAUACAAUGUAUGGGUGCAUGUCCACUCUAGGCUUCCGUAGUUUUCAUAUAUUUAGUCAUAUGUAGAUGUUAAUUAACUUGUAAAAUGGAAUGAUUCAAACUGAGAUUAUUUACUUGUAUUGUUAUUUGAAUGUGAAUUUGUUAUUUGAUUGUGGCUAGAGGGCAAAUCCAGAUCUUGUUGCAUGUUUUAUUCACAAUGCUGCUGAGUCACAAAGAUGGAUUAUAUCAAACUGUGUCCAUGUAUUCACUCACUUCAGAAUUGUUUAUUUAAUAGCAUUUCUUAAUAUACAGUGGCUUCACCAUUCAUAUUCCUGAUAUUUGUGUCAAAUUGUUAUAAACACGUUUAAAUGUGGGAAAAAAGUCAUCAAAUGAAAUGAUCAAGGAUUUUUUCAGUUCAUUUUUCCUCAAACGUUGACCCACUUCCACAUUUCUAAUAAUGAUAGUACCCUCUAAACCAGUGGUUCUCAACUCGUCUGGCCUCAGGACCCACAUCUAACUACUCCGAGAAAAAACACGACCCAAAUUUCGGGUAGUUUUCGACCAAUCAGAUUAAUUUACUGAAAAAUUGUUCGGUUUGGAUCUCAGCCGAUACAACACAGGUCUCUGAAGCAAGAGAAAACUGAACAAAACAAACAUGUUCAAAAAGCGCUUCACAGACUUUUUAAUACAAGUUUUUUUCCAGGGACACUUUCGCGACCCACUGAAAAUGGCCACUACUGGGUCCCGACCCACCAGUUGAGAACCACGGCUCUAAACCCCUGUAUAUGUUUACUUGUGUGACUAAAACACAUACUAAGGGGGGAAAUCCUUCUAAUAUCACUCCUUUUAGAAACAUUGAAAGUAGAAGGAAAGGGAUGAACUAGUUGAAAUAACCGUGAGGAAUGGAUUUAAAAUACUUCUCUCUCUUUUUCUCUAACAUGAAAAAGGGUCGACAGCAUGAGAAAAGAUAGACCAACAUAUUUACUUUUACUGCACAAGCACUUACUUUAUGACUCUCAUUCGGCCAUCACUACCUGACCUCUCUUGGGAACCACAUCUGAGGUCUCCGCAGCCAAAAUAACGAUGAUUCUCUGUUUACCUGUUAGCACAGUCCACGGUAAACUUUUUGUAAAGCAUAAUGAUACUAACUUCACUUUUUAUUUAUUGGUUCUGGGGUAUGAAUAAGAUUUUGACUGAGAGUGCAGCCACUCAUCUUUAACAGUUUAAACUACCUCUGUUUCUGCCUCUAAGCUCCGCCCUCCUCAGAGGAUUAUUGCAGUAUUAACACAUCAUUUACACACAUGUAGAGUUGUAAUGUUUUCUAGACAUCAUGUUGUUAUAACCGUGAUUUUAAAGAUAUAGAUUAGGAAACAAAUGCAUUGUUGAUAUAUUUAUGCAUUGAGUCGGAACAUGUUACUGUGUCAAAUAUGGAAACCUUUUAAUUAUGGACAAUAAAGUUCACUGAAACUGAA